GUACUGAGUCAGCGGCCAUGCGCAAAUGGACCCAGAGGAGGGCUGUGCUGUGUAGGUUGUAGUCUACAUAUCUGUGCCUGCCGGACUUCAUACACACACACGCACACAUUGCCGACUGGAAAUCACAUGCAACAGCUUGAGCCUUGCCUUGCAUUCAUCAUCCGGGCUCCUUGAUUUAACGAGGAAAAAACAUAAAUCCAGGAUAGUCUGUUACCUUGGGAUCUCUCCAGCAACCCCUCCUCCUCUCAUUACUGACCAUCUCGGGCUACGGAUGCAGAGAGCAGCAGCGAUGCGGCGGCUCUGCUGUUAACUCGUUGGAUCCCCCCGUCUCUCUCUGUUUUCUCCGGUCCUAUCUAAAGGAGACACAAUAAAUCCAUAAUGAAGCUCAAACCGAACCAGACCAGGACGUACGAUGGCGAGGGCUUCAAGAAGCGAGCAGCAUGUCUGUGCUUCAAGAAUGAGCGUGAAGAAGAGGUUCUGCUGGUCAGCAGCAGUCGGCAUCCGGACCAGUGGAUCGUUCCCGGAGGUGGGAUGGAGCCGGAAGAGGAGCCAUGUGGUGCCGCUGUGCGAGAAGUGUUUGAGGAGGCUGGCGUGAAGGGCAAGCUAGGACGUCUGCUUGGUGUAUUUGAGCAAAACCAGGAUCGAAAGCACCGGACGUACGUGUAUGUGUUGACGGUCACAGAAACACUGGAGGCCUGGGAAGACUCCGUCAACAUAGGCCGGAAGCGGGAGUGGUUCACCGUGGACGAGGCCAUCAAAGUGCUGCAGAGCCACAAACCCGUCCACGCCGAGUACCUACGGAGGCUCCAGCUCAGCUGCUCCCCAACCAACGGAAAUUCCAUCCUCCCAGGCCCGCCAACAAACGACAACUACCCUCAUUACAGCGCUACCGCCACCACCCCCUCAACGGGCAGCGUGUUGGGCACCUCCUGCAGAUAGGACUGCACCUAAACCCUGUGUCCUGUCCUGCGUUGACUGGUCACCGAAAGUCUGUACAGUCUUGCAUGUAUCUAAGGGUUUUUCAGAGUUACGGCUCUCCUGUAUGUAUAAUUUCUAGUCUUAUCUGCUGGACACACCAAAGCCAUGGCCAGAACUGUGUUAAAGACUUGUGUGACAGAGCAGGAGAAGUCUCUGACAGAAAAACUGUGGGUGUAGCUAUUUCGAGAACACUUUUUUUCUUUUGCUGGGAAACAACAGACUGAUGAGCUGGAGCUUGGGAAGAGGAAGCUGCAGCAGAGUCUGCUGGUGUGAAUGACCUGGUGAAGGAAUGCCUUACAGAAACUUUGUAUGAAUGUUGUAUUUGGGUUGUUUGUCGGUUAUUUUUAUUUUCUAAGCAAAAAUGGAUAUGCUUUCUAGUCAAUAAAAGAUUAAUUAACCCCAAAGGACGUUCAUGUGGGGAAUGUUGCUAGACUUAAUAAUGUCUUGGUCAUCAACCCAUGAUAAUAACCGUAUAUAUCACAUUCUGCUUCAUGGGAUCGCAUUUUUAAAAAGUCACUCAAGCAGUGAUGUAUUUUAGGGAUCUCCUCCCCAUUUAAUGUAAAGUGGGGUUUUCUUUAAACUGUCUAAUCAGUAAUUAUCAUUUUAGUUGGGUUAAUUGACAUAAAAUCACAUAUUUUUCAAAAACAAAUGAAUGGAAAUAAGUGCAAAUAUUUGUAACAAUUACUAUAAACAGCAAAAGCAAAUGGAAAGGGCCAGACAGGAAUGGCUUUUGGCCCUGAACGGUCAAAGAUGCACUUUCUCACAGGACUGUACCAGGUGAUACCUCAGUAAAUUGGAUCUGAGUCAUGAGGCUGUGCUUGAUAUCCCCUGACAUGGUACUUCCGUGUUCAUAGUUAAACUUCAGCCAAUGCCUCCGGAGUUACGAUCCCGCUAACCUUGACUGAUCCAACAAACUGGUGUUGUUGUCCAUUUAAAGCCACAUAACUUUAAUGAGCGCUUACUGUUUCCCAUGUUGUCCAAGUGAAAGCAUUUCAUGGUGUCAAGUGCAUCUUUGCCAUGCUGCUAGGGUCCAUUGAGUUGAUUUAAAAUCUAGUAAUUAAAAAAAAAAAAGUGGUUUAUGUUCAAAUCAGUUGUAUAUUUCACCAUAAAUCAAAAUGUCUACGGUUGACUACUCUACAAUAGGGUACAAUCGACCACCAAAUGACAUUUCCAUGUACAAUAUGAUUGUUUUGUUCAAUGUCUGCAAGUAACUAAGAUUACUUGCACCUAGGGCUGCAACUAAUAAUUAUUUUCAUUAUGGAUCUGCUGAUGAUUUUGGCCUAUCAAUGGGUUGGUCUGUAAAACUUGUGAAAAAUGCCUGUAACAGUGUCUGUCGAUCAAGAGUUGUUGCACACUAUCAGGAAAAGCGCUUUUACUGGUUAAGAAAUAUAUAAGUAUAAUAAAAAUAUUUCUUCCUGGUUUGGGGGUUAAUGCCUAAACAAGCUAAAUUUUUCUGUAAUAUCUCUGAUUCAAAUCCGGCCGAUUGGUGCAUGUCUCUCAACUAUAUAUUGUCAAUUACCAACAUCUACAUUUUGGAUCUGUAGAUAGAAAAAUGGUUGAAAUUAGCAGUUUAAAAUGUCACAUUUCAGAUAAUUAUUUUUUGCCCAUAAGCAGUAACUGUUCUUAUUGAAAAGAGACACCCACUCACUCCUGUGCUGACAGCUGAAUGACGACUGGUAACUAUACAGAGAAUUGUAAAUAGCGCUGAAGAGAAACAUUGAACAUGUGUUUUUAACCUGAACAAACCUUUAAAAUGUCUCUUUAUAUUUUAUAUUUUUUAACAGUGUAUAAAGGGCAGGGGGAAAAACAUGUAGAAACCCCAAUGAGAAAUGUAUGUACAGUAUAUUUGUAUCAAUGACAAUGUGCCACGUGUUUAAGGAUGUGAAGGUUGGUUGGUUUGUGUCCUAGUAUGAAAUAAUGAAAUACAGAUGGUGGAGGUAAUGCAUUUUAAAUCAUGAUGUGGUAAAACCAGUGUGUUUGUCAAUUAUGGAUGAAGAGUUGGAUUUUGGAAUGAGGUUUUCAGUGAGACAGCACAAAAUGAGGACAGGAUAGAAGUUAACUUUAACGUUAGAUUGGCAAAAACAGAUCUUCAAAAAUAUUUCUAGACACGAUGGUUAAAUAAACACUCUUUUAUGCUAUAUAUAUAUAUAUAUAUAUAUAUAUAUAGCAUCUUGCUAAUCAACUUGUGUGUGUCAGAUACACAUGACUGAGUAUUAAUAAAUAUUGACAUAAAUUGUGAAUUCGGGUUUUUAUAACAUUUUGGGAGGGUGCCGUUUUAGAAAACAAAGGCGGAACAGUAAUGAGCAGAAGAAUGUUUUGCAGGCUUUGGUAAGACAAUGAAAAUGUGUUAUUCCAACUAUAGGAGUAAAAACAUAUGUCCACUUCAGUUUUUCCAUGUGACUCAGACAUCACAACAUUAGUGUCCUUUCACCUGCUCCAUUACAAGGUCUUAUCAGCAAUAUCAUAAACUCUGAUGCACCAAUUCAACUAUCAUAAACUUUCAGCCUUGUUUGUAGAAUAAGGACUCCAUCCACCUCAAACCUGUGUGUGUGUGUGUGUGUGUGUGUGUGUGUGUGUAUUGGUGGUUGAUGAACAUGAAAUAUGAUGUGCCAAAUAAAAAAAAAAAAUGUGUUGGUAUUCAGGUGGGAACCUUUUUUGAUGUCACAUUAUACUAUACAGAUUUUUAGGCCAAUCCCUUUGUGAAAAAAAAUAUCUUCAACCUUGUUUUAUGAAUUUAAUCAAUGCAAUUUAAGAAUAUGAUCAUUUAUAAUGUGAAAAGUGUGUUUUUAGUGCUCUGCUUUCUUCAUUGUUAAAUUUAUAACUAGUGAACCCCAGGAACUUGUUCUUUUUACUCCAUGCUGUUUUAUAAAGCCAAGUCUCAUGUACCAGAGCAUAUGAAAUUACAAUCCAAAUGACAUCAAUUUAACUUAAACUCAUUAAUAUAAUAUUUUGAGCUCAGUGUCCCCCUGAAACACCUUCUUCCUUCACUUGUUGAAACCUUUUGCUUGCUGCUUGGGUCUGUGCUGAGCUAUGAACACUCCUUUUAGGGGUAAAGCACGACAGCACAUAUGAAAUGUAUGUGCCCAAGCACAACAAUGCAAGACAACCUGGACACAAGCGUCCACUAAAUGAUUUGCAGAUUUAGACAGCGUGAUUGUUUGCUGAACACAUUGUAAUGUCACAUGGAUGUAUCCAGAGAAUUUUUUUUAUGAAAGCAAACACAAGAUUUGUCACAAAUAUUAUGCACAGAAAAGUUUAAUGUGAAUGUGAUUUGAAGACCUGGACUGGAAACAGUGAUUUUGAGAAAAUACUGCAUUAAAGGGGAAACAUCUUAUUGUAA
This is a messenger RNA of Micropterus salmoides (largemouth bass), 4318 nucleotides long. RefSeq names its product nudix (nucleoside diphosphate linked moiety X)-type motif 4b (gene nudt4b). Gene Ontology annotation, cellular component: nucleus; cytoplasm. Gene Ontology annotation, molecular function: bis(5'-adenosyl)-pentaphosphatase activity; bis(5'-adenosyl)-hexaphosphatase activity; diphosphoinositol-polyphosphate diphosphatase activity. Bases 379 to 939 code for a protein of 186 amino acids. The transcript is spliced from 5 exons. The record is from RefSeq and is a predicted model, not a curated record. Lineage: Eukaryota; Metazoa; Chordata; Actinopteri; Centrarchiformes; Centrarchidae. Gene Ontology annotation, biological process: diadenosine hexaphosphate catabolic process; diphosphoinositol polyphosphate metabolic process; diadenosine pentaphosphate catabolic process.